Molecule: messenger RNA, 1250 nt
Organism: Thlaspi arvense
Lineage: Eukaryota; Viridiplantae; Streptophyta; Magnoliopsida; Brassicales; Brassicaceae
Source: the annotation of a GenBank genome assembly
ACGAAACGGUGUUAGGGUGAGAAGGCAAUCUGAGAGUUCACUCUUUCAAAUUUGGGUCUUCUGCUUGUUCUUCUUCGUCACUUGAAAACACAGUUAAAACCUAAAUAGAGAAAGAUGAAACUCGCAGGUCUGAAAUCGAUCGAGAGUGCACAUGAAGAUUCCGUUUGGGCGGCGACUUGGGUUCCGGCGACGGAUGAUCGACCGGCGUUGCUCCUGACUGGAUCUCUCGACGAGACGGUGAAGUUAUGGCGAGCGGACGAGCUAGAUCUUGUGCGGACUAAUACCGGACACUCCUUGGGAGUAGCAGCUGUGGCGGCGCAUCCUUCCGGGAUAAUUGCAGCAUCUUCUUCGCUCGAUAGCUUCGUCCGCGUCUUUGAUGUUGAUACAAACGCUACCAUUGCUGUUCUCGAAGCUCCUCCUUCUGAGGUUUGGGGGAUGCAAUUUGAACCCAAGGGUACAAUCCUUGCUGUUGCAGGUGGAAGUAGUGCCUCGGUCAAGCUUUGGGACACUGCAAGCUGGAGACUAGUCUCAACUCUAUCAAUCCCACGUCCAGAAGCACCAAAGCCUUCUGAUAAAACCAGCAGCAAGAAAUUCGUUCUCUCAGUGGCUUGGUCUCCUAAUGGAAAACGGCUUGCUUGCGGUUCAAUGGAUGGCACGAUCUGUGUCUUUGAUGUUGAACGCUCAAAGCUUCUUCACCAGCUAGAAGGCCACAACAUGCCUGUAAGGUCGCUUGUGUUCUCCCCUGUAGACCCGAGAGUCCUCUUCUCAGGAUCAGAUGAUGGGCACGUGAACAUGCACGACGCAGAAGGGAAAACGCUACUGGGGUCCAUGUCAGGGCAUACGAGCUGGGUGCUGAGCGUCGAUGCUAGCCCAGACGGUGGAGCCAUAGCAACAGGCUCGAGCGAUAGGACUGUGAGGCUAUGGGAUCUUAAGAUGAGAGCGGCUAUUCAGACAAUGAGCAACCACAAUGACCAGGUUUGGUCUGUGGCGUUUAGACCACCUGGUGGAACCGGUGUCCGGACUGGUCGACUUGCUAGUGUCUCAGAUGACAAGAGUGUAUCGCUCUAUGAUUACUCAUGAACAAUCCCAUUUUUUUUUAUAUUUGUAUUCUCUAAGACGCAUCUAGCUUCCGAGGAUUCUAUGUAAACACUAGUUGUAACAGGUUUUUGUUGGUACAAGAUUUUGACUUGUGACUUUAUAUAAAUUGCUCACAUUUAAAAGAGAAAAUGGUUCAAGCUUUGCGAUAGAAA